Molecule: messenger RNA, 897 nt
Organism: Symbiodinium sp. CCMP2592
Lineage: Eukaryota; Dinophyceae; Suessiales; Symbiodiniaceae
Source: the annotation of a GenBank genome assembly
AUGCCGGCACCUGGAACUUCGACGACAGAUGUGAAGCAGCCGCAGCGCCACCCCCGGGCGCGAGCAGAACGGGAAGACCUGAGCAGGUUCCUGGAGAAACCGCGAGUCAGGUUCCUGGACAUGGCUGCAGAGGACUUGAGUGACCUGUCAGAUGCAGAGGAGCUGCUCUCGCCGCUGCCGGACAGCUCGGGAUGGGGCCUCGCUUGGGACCCCACCGAGGCCGCUCUCAGUGGCGGAACCCGGCCCCUCCGUGACGAGGAGGUCUUAUGCAUGCUCGACGACUUCUUGUAUCAGGGAGAGCUUCCCGAGUUCACUCUUGCGCUGACUCAGUUUGAUCGAGUUGCAGACAACCUGAAGGCUCAGGAGCUAGACAAGAUCAUUCUGCCCUGCCUCGAGGUCAUGGAGUUUGCCAACCGAUAUCUUCGGAUGGAUGCAUUGCUUUGCCUUCUUCACAUCUCUAUGGGCUGCCUUCUUCCAGAGGCGCCUGUGGAGCAGCUGGGACCUGCCAUGCGCAGCAACGCAGCACUCCUGGCCCUGGCCAUGGUGAAGGUGACCGUGGGCAAAGCAGAAGACCCUUGGUGCGAGAUCGAGCUCACAGAGGAGGACGUCGAGGACUGGAAAAAAGGCGUCGACAUCACAGAGGAGAAGCUCAAAGAGGUCAUUCAGCUGCCCCCAAUCACACUUGACAACUGCCAUGAGCGAGAGGACGGCGACCUGCAGUGGGAUGAGAUCACUUUCGAAGAAGAGGUAAAUGGAAAGUAUUGGCAUGCCGUCAUCAUGUCGUUGCAUCGUAUUCGAGAAGACUUCGUAAAGAAGCAGCGCAAGAUGAAGCACCUGGACUGGUACAUGACGAUGAAGAAGACAAGUGACAAGAGGAAUGCCAAGUAUUAUGUUUAG